Molecule: messenger RNA, 1071 nt
Organism: Stereum hirsutum FP-91666 SS1
Lineage: Eukaryota; Fungi; Basidiomycota; Agaricomycetes; Russulales; Stereaceae
Product: C5-sterol desaturase
Exons: 5
Coding region: 45-1052 (335 amino acids)
Biological process (GO): lipid biosynthetic process
Molecular function (GO): oxidoreductase activity; iron ion binding
Source: RefSeq, a predicted model, not a curated record
CCCCCCCACUCGUGCUCAUCGUCGACGACAACGUCCAGACCACGAUGGAUCUCGUCCUCUCCCUCGCCGACCACUAUCUCCUCGACGCCGUCUGGGCUCGCGUCCUCCCCCUCGACGCCUUCAACGUCCCCGCCCACCUCUCGUCCUUCGGCAAGCUCCCCUCCGACGCUGCUGCUCUCCCCCUCCCCACCUGGCGUUCGCUCGUAGCACACCUACCACACCCACCGCUCAACAAUGCCACCGCGCCAUACGCGUCUUCCGUCGCGCCCCUCCUCUCCGCAUGGCCGCGCGACUACAUCCCGAGACAGAUCCUCUCCCUCUCCGCCAUCACCCUCGCCGGUAUCAUCGUCCUCUACUUCCUCUUCGCCGGUCUCUCCUACCAGUACAUCUUCAAUCACGAGAUGAUGGACCAUCCGCGCUUCCUUAAGAACCAGGUCAAGCUCGAGAUUCAGUCCAGUCUGUCUGCCUUCCCCGGAAUGACCCUCCUUACCUUGCCAUGGUUCCAAGCGGAGGUCAUGGGCUACUCGAAACUGUAUCAAAACGUGGACGAAUAUGGCUGGGCGUACUUCAUUCUCUCAGUGCCAUGGUUCUUGCUGUUCACCGACUACGGCAUCUACUGGGUCCACCGCCUGCUCCACCAUCCUGUCCUGUACAAGUACAUCCACAAGCCCCACCACAAAUGGCUUAUCCCGACGCCUUUCGCAUCGCACGCCUUCCACCCCAUCGACGGCUACCUCCAAUCCGUCCCCUACCACCUCUUCAUCUUCAUCUUCCCCCUCCAGCGCCACCUCUACCUCGCCCUCUUCGUCGCCGUCAACUUCUGGUCAAUCUUCAUCCACGACUCUGACAUGAUCACCGGCCACUUCCUCGAGAAGGUCAUCAACGGACCAGCACACCACACGCUCCACCAUCUCUACUUCACCGUUAACUAUGGCCAGUACUUCACCUGGGCUGACCGAUGGGGAGGCUCCUACCGUCAACCCGAAUCGUCACUGGACCCGCUCCUCGAAGUCCAAGCCGCGAAAGCUUUGAAGGCACAGAAGGCACAAUGAUCGUCUUCCCCGAGCCGAU